Messenger RNA from Pristis pectinata (smalltooth sawfish), 3449 nucleotides. It is a transcript of the gene shcbp1, whose product is annotated as SHC SH2-domain binding protein 1. The record is from RefSeq and is a predicted model, not a curated record. NCBI's taxonomy places the organism in Eukaryota, Metazoa, Chordata, Chondrichthyes, Rhinopristiformes, Pristidae. The transcript is spliced from 14 exons. Bases 210 to 2339 code for a protein of 709 amino acids. Gene Ontology annotation, biological process: fibroblast growth factor receptor signaling pathway.
GACAACAAAUGGUCACACCCGGCGACGAAGUGCUCCCAGGGCACGCCCGCUGCCUGGACUCGAUUGGCUGCUCGUCCAACCAAUCAGAGCGCGCGGGCGGGCAGCCGUCAACGGGUUCCAGCGGCAAAACAUUUUGAAUCUGGAGGGAAGUUUAACGGCCGGUGGCGCGCGGUUGUCGUCCAGUCCCCUCCCGCCAGGGCAGUGCCGCCAUGUCCGAGGAGCAGCAGCGGCACAGUCCGCCGGCUGAAGCGGUCGCCGUGCACGGGGAAGGAGCAAGCGAGCAGCCGGAGUCGCCCAGCCUCGGCGACAGGGGGAGGGAGGAAGCAGGAGUGGACAGUGAUGAAUUCAACAGCCCCAGUGGAUCUACUGACCAAGUAUCUACAUGUCUUUUUCAAGAUCAAAAGGAAAGUAAUGUCAAUUGUGACAGUUCUAACAAGGAAAUAACUUUGAAAAGAAUUUUCCAUGGAAGAACAGCCAUGUUUCCAGAAGUUGUUGAGACAACCCAAUUAUCAUACUAUGAAAGAUACAAGGCUUACCAGGACUACAUCUUGGGUGAUACAAAACCAUCAGAAGUGCAGGAAUUCAUUGCAGAAUAUUUGGAGAAGGUUCUAGAACCAUAUGGAUGGCAAGCAAUCUGGUCCAAUGAUAUAUUUGAGGUGCUGGUUGAGGUGACUGAUGUGGAGACUUCAAGCCUAAGGGCAGCGGUAAAGCUAACAGAACCAUUCCUUUAUGAGUCUGAAAUGUAUUCUUUGAACAUGGAAGCAAUGGAAAGUUUACUUGAGGCAAAAGAGCACCUUGUGCCUCUACGAGAAUUGUACGUGGUUUUUGAUGAGUCAGGAGAGUUUGAUCAAACAGCCCUUGCUAUUGAACAUAUCAGAUUUUUCUACCAACAUAUUUGGAGAAUCUGGGAUGAAGAUGAUGAAGAUGAUGAUUUUGAUUACUUUGUCAGAUGUUGUGAACCAAGAUUAAAGCUGUAUUAUGAUAUUCUUGAGGAUCGUGUUCCUGCCGAUCUCAUUGCUGAAUACAAUCACCUGUUAUCAAAGUGUGAGGAGACAUACAAAGAAUUUAUAAAAUUGAGAAAUAAUAUCUCUGUUAGUGAUUCUGAAUCUGAAUUGAAUAACGUUUCCAUGGUGGAAGGUGUUAAACUUUGUGAAGAGCUGGAUAAGCUUAAAUAUAAGCUUCAAAUAAUGGAGUCUCCACUUUACAGGUAUGUGCUACGCCAGGAUGGCUAUGGAUUGCCAGGAAAGCAGGCCAAAGGAAUUCGUUCUUCAGGUGAAAAAGUUAUUCAUGUUGUUUCAAGCUCCAUGACCAUUAAUCUACUGCAAUCAUUAUUGAAGGAGAAACUAAACCCAGACUCUUUUAUUCAGGAGCAAGCAAUGGAGUUUCAUAGCGAUCCACUUGCAGCAAUAAAUGCCUGUUACGAAGGAGAUGCUGUUAUUAUCUGUCCUGGUUGUUACAGUGUGAAUGGCUAUUUCAGAAUUGCUGAUUCCAUUCAAGUAGAAGGGUAUGGACUUCCUGAUGACAUUGUUCUAUUGAAAGAAGGCAAAGGAGACACCUUUGUUGAUUGCACAGCCACUUGUGUAAAAAUAUCAAAUCUGAAAUUUAUUCAGCAUGACGCUACAGAGGGUAUUUUAUGUGUCCGCAAAGGCCAGACUAUUCUAGAGAGUUGUGUAUUACAAUGUGACUCUACGGGGGUUGUGCUGAAAACCACAGCAGAACUGCGUAUGAAGAAUUGUGACUUGUAUGGAGCAAAGGGGGCAGGCAUUGAAAUUUACCCUAGCAGUACAUGUGAGCUGUUUGGCAAUGAUAUACAUCACUGCAAGGAGGGAAUACUUAUUAAGAAUUUCAUGGAGCAGCUAUAUGACGUGCCAAAAAUAACAAUGAUGAAUAAUCUUGUACAUAAUCAUGAAGACUAUGGUAUUACAAUGUCCAAAUUUGCAAUAAACUUCACAAAAAUGAAACCAUUUUUUGUACCGCGGCUUACAAGUGACGUGGAGCAAAAGAAGUUACAAAGUGAUUUCAAAGAACAAAAUUUGGAAUUAAAUACUGGAUGUUGUGUAACACAGCAAGUACCAGAUUUAUUAAUUGAUGGGUGUAAUCCUACUGCAUGUGAAGAAAUAGUGGUCUUGAACCCCACUGAUACUGCUGAAUGUGAUGAAGCAAUAACAAAUGAAUUAAUUUCUACUUCUGCAACAAAGAGGGAACAGUCCAGAAGUAGAUUAAAUGAAACAGUAGAGAGUGAGCUGAAUAACUUAAUGUCACAAGAAAUAUUCCCAUCUAUUGUAGGUAAUCAUUUUAAGAAGAAUGGAAAAGGAAGUUUUGGAAUUGUUUACUGUUAAUUUCAUUGUUGUGUAUAUAAAACCUUUUGUAGAUAAGUUGUACAGCUGCUUUUAAAAAUUGUAUAUGUAAAAUGGCAAAUUCACAAGCAAAUGAGAAAAUGCUGUAAUUGUUCAUAGUAUUGCAGUCCAAGGGUCUUCUCAGCAGUAGGUAUAUUUAGUCAGGUUUGUGAUCAUUUAAGCCAUGAACCUGUUUGAUCAAAUAAAGGUAUUUGCAGCUAAAUUAUAACCAGUUAAUUUGUCUUGUAUCUAAGGUCAUUUAGAAAGUAUUUUCACAAACUGCAAUUUUGUCACAAUUCAUUUGAGUAAAAUUUAAUUUAUGUGAAGUUUAUAGUGGGUUAGUCUCAGAAUUUUUCAUAUGCUAUUGCUGUAAACAUUGAGCCCCAAAAUGUAUACUGCUUGUGAAAUCCAAGAGCAUCUUGGCAGCCAGCUUUUCUGCUCAAAAGCUGUAACAUGUCUGAAGAGCCAGAACAGUUAAGGGCUUAUUUUAUAGCCAUACUUUCUACACAUUAAUUUCUGGAGAUUAAAAAAAAGUUACCGCUGGAGGAAUUCCAUGGGUCAGGCAGCAUCUGUAGAGGUGGAGGAUGGUCGAUGUUUCAGGUUAAUAUGCUGCAUUAAUCCUGAUGUAAGUCUUGACCCAAGAUGUUGACCAUCCCUCUGCCUCCACAAAUGCUGCCUGACCUACUGAGUUCCUCCAGCUUUAUGUUCCAGGUUACAGCACCAGCAGUGUCUUGUAUCUUCCCUAAUUUCUGGUCUGUUUAUUUUCAACACUACAUUUAUUUAGCUUUAUUCCUGCUACCUUUUGCUUUUUGUUUUGGUUGAGGGCUGAUGUUAUACAAAGGAAAUAGUUUACUACCAAAUCAACAUAUCACAUAUGUGGCUAGAAGUACUUCCAGUCAAUUGUUUAUUUUCCAUUAUCUGUAUUAAAUAAUUCAAUACUUAUAUUUGCUGUGCAUGAAUUUGAGAACUUUGUUUGUAUUUGAAUGAAGGAAGAUUCUUGAUAACCAGGUGAAAUCAUGUAACUUUGUAUUAAUGUUGAGUUGAUAUCCUGUCACACUGUUAAUGUGGACCAUUUUAUUGAAAGGUAAAAAUGAGAAUAAACAUGAAAAUACA